AUGGUAUCCGGAUCUGAGAAGCGUCGAAGAAGACGCGACGCCGCAGCGGCAGCCGCAUCUUCCCAGCCUGAUCUCGAGCCCGCCACACAAGAACCCGCUGAGUGGCGGCACAUGCACUUCAACGGGCAAGACGUCGAUAUACCAUUUAGGACUUUCGCCGAAGGCCCGCCCGCCGCGUUACCUGUCGACUCGCAGGUGUACAGAACGCGAGGGACGGUCGUUGAGCAGGCUGUGAUCACUAUGAUGCAGGAGUGUGGGGAUGAGCUGUGGAAGGAUUGGGCGGUUGCGAAGGCGCGUGUUGGGGUGGGGAAGGCUGGGAAGACGUUGGAGGCGUUCACGCGUAAGAACACUAAGCUCAUCCCGCUCGAUCCCUGGGACCACACCCCAGCCCACUCCCCAAUCUUCGCGACCGGCUCCUCCGACCCGCUCACCAUGGACCUGAUAUACGUCGUCAGCGGCGCGGAGCCCACGUCCACACCAGCGCGGCUUAUAGUCAAUCCCGAGCGGAAUAUGGCGAUGCAUGUGGCCCAGAAGGACUGGGUGUUUCGGAAGGGGGAGUGGAUUGUGUGGGGGAUGCCGCCGACGCCGGGGGAGGGGAGGGAGCUGGAGAGAUGGGAGACGGUGGGUGGGGUUACGGCUAGGUAUGAGGCGCCGUUUGUGAGGGAGACGCGUGUGCUUUAG
Molecule: messenger RNA, 681 nt
Organism: Peniophora sp. CBMAI 1063
Lineage: Eukaryota; Fungi; Basidiomycota; Agaricomycetes; Russulales; Peniophoraceae
Source: the annotation of a GenBank genome assembly